This is a messenger RNA of Hemicordylus capensis (graceful crag lizard), 7289 nucleotides long. It is a transcript of the gene AGO4, whose product is annotated as argonaute RISC component 4. Gene Ontology annotation, molecular function: RNA binding; protein binding. Lineage: Eukaryota; Metazoa; Chordata; Lepidosauria; Squamata; Cordylidae. The coding region runs from base 635 to 3220 and encodes 861 amino acids. The transcript is spliced from 18 exons. The record is from RefSeq and is a predicted model, not a curated record.
GCUCUUGCCUCACGAGCGGCUGCCUCCUCAACGCUCUUCCUCCUCCUCCUCUCUCCUCCUCCCUCCCUCCACGCCUCCGUGGUUCAGCAGCAACCAUCCUAUUGGUUGGUGUCGACGGAGUUAGUCGCCACCCAAGGACACCAACGUCGACAAGACAGCGGCGAGGAAGGCGGGGCCGGCGAGGGCCAGGCUCCGCCCCCUCUUCCUCAUCCCUGAGGGUACCUGGGCGCGCGCACGCACGUUAGGGCCCUGAGCGAAAGGCGCCGGCGGCCCCGGGAGCUCGCGCUACCCAUCUCCCCAGCUUGUCGUCCUCGGACCCCCACCCCACCGCCGUGAAGAGGAGGGGGCGCGCGCGCGCAUAUCCGCGCGCGCGGCCGCGGAAGGGGGGGCAGCAGCGCUCGGGGCCGCGAGAGAGGAAGGCGGGCGGGCGGGCUGGUUCCGCCGCGGCCGUGGGUGUUUCGCGAGGCGGGGGCAGCCCCCUCCCCUCACGCUGCUCCCCGUUGCCUAUACCGACCCUCACCCCGGAGCCAAUAUUCCCGAAAUCAAGAGAUACGCGGCGGCGGCGGCGGCGGCUGGAGCUGCGGGGCCCGGGGCGGCCGGGGUCGUGGGGGACCGCAGCGAAGCCGCCGCCGCCAUGGAAGCGCUGGGACCAGGUCCUCCAGCCAGCCUCUUCCAGCCGCCCCGGCGGCCUGGCCUGGGAACAGUUGGGAAACCAAUCCGUCUGUUAGCCAAUCAUUUCCAGGUGCAGAUCCCUAAAAUUGAUGUUUAUCACUAUGAUGUGGAUAUCAAACCGGAAAAGCGUCCCCGAAGGGUGAACAGGGAGGUAGUGGAUACAAUGGUGAGACACUUCAAGAUGCAGAUAUUUGGGGAUCGGCAGCCUGGUUAUGAUGGCAAAAGGAACAUGUACACUGCACACCCUCUGCCUAUUGGCAGGGACAGGGUAGAUAUGGAGGUCACACUCCCAGGUGAAGGGAAAGACCAAACCUUUAAAGUGUCGAUUCAGUGGGUGUCUGUGGUCAGCCUUCAGCUGCUCCUGGAAGCUCUGGCAGGGCAUCUGAAUGAAGUUCCAGAAGACUCUGUUCAAGCACUUGAUGUAAUUACACGGCAUCUUCCCUCUAUGAGGUACACCCCAGUGGGGCGUUCCUUCUUCUCCCCUCCAGAAGGUUAUUACCACCCCCUGGGAGGUGGCCGGGAAGUCUGGUUUGGAUUCCACCAAUCUGUCAGACCUGCUAUGUGGAACAUGAUGCUCAACAUCGAUGUAUCUGCAACUGCUUUCUACCGUGCCCAGCCCAUCAUUGAAUUCAUGUGCGAGGUCUUGGAUAUCCAGAACAUCUGUGAACAAACAAAACCCCUUACAGACUCCCAGCGUGUUAAGUUUACCAAAGAAAUCAGAGGUCUAAAAGUAGAGGUUACUCACUGUGGUCAGAUGAAGAGAAAAUAUAGAGUUUGUAAUGUUACUAGGCGCCCAGCCAGCCAUCAGACGUUUCCUCUGCAGUUGGAAAAUGGGCAGGCCAUGGAAUGCACAGUAGCUCAAUAUUUUAAGCAGAAGUACAGUCUGCAGCUGAAAUACCCUCAUCUCCCAUGCCUCCAAGUAGGACAGGAGCAGAAACAUACAUAUUUACCCCUUGAGGUAUGUAACAUUGUGGCAGGCCAGCGUUGUAUCAAGAAGCUAACAGACAAUCAGACAUCAACUAUGAUCAAGGCAACGGCACGGUCUGCACCCGACAGGCAGGAAGAAAUUAGUAGACUAGUAAAGAGUAACAGUAUGGUAGGUGGGCCUGAUCCAUAUCUGAAGGAGUUUGGUAUUGUCGUCCAUAAUGAAAUGACAGAGCUAACAGGCAGGGUGUUGCCUGCACCUAUGUUGCAGUAUGGAGGCAGGAAUAAGACUGUAGCUACCCCAAAUCAGGGUGUCUGGGAUAUGAGGGGAAAGCAAUUCUAUGCCGGCAUUGAGAUUAAAGUUUGGGCUGUUGCCUGCUUUGCGCCUCAGAAGCAAUGUCGAGAAGACUUGUUAAAGAGUUUCACUGAUCAGCUCCGCAAGAUCUCCAAGGAUGCGGGGAUGCCAAUCCAGGGCCAACCAUGCUUUUGUAAAUACGCACAGGGUGCAGACAGUGUGGAACCCAUGUUCAAACACUUGAAGUUGACUUACGUUGGUCUGCAGCUCAUCGUAGUGAUUCUCCCUGGGAAGACACCAGUCUACGCUGAGGUGAAACGUGUUGGGGACACUCUCCUAGGCAUGGCCACUCAGUGUGUUCAGGUGAAAAAUGUAGUCAAAACUUCUCCACAGACUCUGUCCAACCUCUGCCUGAAGAUCAAUGCAAAACUUGGGGGAAUCAACAACGUGCUUGUACCACAUCAAAGGCCCUCUGUGUUCCAGCAGCCAGUGAUCUUUCUGGGAGCAGAUGUCACUCACCCACCUGCUGGGGAUGGGAAGAAGCCUUCCAUAGCAGCUGUAGUAGGCAGUAUGGAUGGCCACCCCAGCCGCUACUGUGCUACAGUGAGAGUGCAAACCUCCCGCCAAGAAACAUCCCAAGAGCUGCUAUACAGUCAGGAGGUGAUCCAGGACCUGACCAACAUGGUGCGAGAGCUGUUGAUCCAGUUCUAUAAAUCCACCCGCUUCAAGCCCACACGGAUCAUUUACUACAGGGGAGGUGUCUCAGAAGGGCAGAUGAAACAGGUAGCAUGGCCAGAACUCAUAGCAAUCCGGAAGGCCUGCAUCAGUUUGGAAGAAGACUAUAGACCAGGCAUCACCUACAUUGUUGUGCAGAAAAGGCAUCACACAAGACUCUUCUGUGCUGACAAAACCGAAAGGGUGGGGAAAAGUGGCAAUGUCCCAGCAGGCACUACCGUGGACAGCACCAUCACACAUCCCUCUGAAUUCGACUUUUACCUCUGUAGCCAUGCAGGAAUCCAGGGAACUAGCCGCCCUUCUCACUAUCAAGUCUUGUGGGAUGACAACUGUUUCACUGCCGACGAAUUGCAGCUACUGACGUACCAGCUGUGUCACACUUACGUCCGGUGUACACGGUCUGUCUCAAUCCCCGCUCCUGCGUACUAUGCCAGGCUGGUAGCAUUUCGGGCAAGGUACCACCUCGUGGACAAAGAUCAUGACAGUGCUGAAGGCAGCCAUGUUUCGGGACAGAGCAAUGGCCGUGACCCUCAAGCGCUCGCCAAGGCCGUGCAGAUCCACCACGACACCCAGCACACAAUGUAUUUUGCCUGAUGAGACUCUGAGGCGGCUCAGCUGGGUGUGCCACUGACGACUGGUUGCUAGGGCUUAGUUUUUGCAGGCUGCCCACCACCAGCAGCUCAGGAUGGUUGCCCUGAAUCGACGCUUGCAGCAACAUCUGAUGCAGACACAAUUGAGCCAUUUUUAUUUUGUGGUUUUCAGUAAAUAGACAUUUCAUAGACAGUCUUUGCAUUGGACUGAAUUUUUACCUCAAAAGCGCAAAAGGCUGAUCCUCUUAACAAAUUUUUAAAGGACUUGGCACGAAAGGUUUUUAUUGAAAUAUUUUGCUAAUCAGUUUUAAGUUACCUCCUCGUCCCUCAUUUAUGCUUAUCAAGAAGCUGAACUCCUCCUAGGCUUCUCCAUGCUGCUUAGUGAAACUCCAGAUAUGGCAAAACAUCUUAUUUCCACUGUUCUACUGUGUGGGGCCAUAUAGACUUUUAUAAAUUGAACUCUUACUGUAAACGCCUUUCAACAAACAUUAACUUUCAGAGGUAUUGUUGGGUUUUCUUUUUCUUUGAGCUUUCCUAGUCCUCUUUUUGUAAACCUUUCUGCAGUCGUGGGCUGCAAAGCAAUUGCACUAUAACUGCGAAUUCAACUAAGGUGGUUCUUGUUCUGUGAGAGUGUAAUGCAAGUGGAGAGCCGUGCCCAGUGGCAGGUCUAACAAAGAUCGUAGUUUGCACACAAUGGCCACUGUUUGGUUCAGAGUGCUGAACUGCUUCCCCCUCUAAAAAGUUUGUGAUGAAGUUCUAAAAUAUUAGUUUUAGGUAUUUUUCAGACAUUACAAAAGUGCCCAUUUUAUGCUGCUGUGUUUGAUGAAUUGAAGUCAUUUUUAAUACUCUUUUUCAUAGAAGGUUUUAACUUUGGCAAUAAUUUUUUUUUAGAGAUACCCUGGCAGUAACUUUUCUAGCUGAAUACUUUACAUGAGUUACAGCCAACCAUCUUGUGUAGGUUGACUUCCUUGAAGAGGAAAUUUGUUCUUAAAAAAGGAUCAGAAAAGGCUCCCUUCAUGCUUUUUACAAAUGAUUAUUUUUAACUGUUUUAUAUUCUCCAUUGGUCUGUCUACUCCUUUUUAUAAGUGUGGAAAGUGGCGGUUUUACAUUGGAAAGGUUUUGCCAAUAUGUACAGCUGUGUAUAGUGUGACAGUAGCAAUCCGAAGACUUUUACCAGCAUUUUAAAACUUCGUUUCCCCGAGAAUUUAGGUUGCUUGCAUGUACAGUUAAGCAUUCAGUAGCAUGUAUGACGUGUAAAUUUAAUGUUGAUCUUGACCCAUUUCUAGGACUCUUAUUUGCUUAGCUCUCUUCCAUUUAAAAUGUGUAAUACAAAUGGGGGAGGGGGGAAACCUGCAGACAAUAGUAGUGUUUAUGUUGAGACUAGCUUGUGAGUGUUAGCGCAAGAUGCUUUAAAUUCCUAGAUUUUGACUGAGAUGACGCGACACCACUGUGAAAGAUCGGGAUUUUGCCAAUAAUUGCACUCUAGUCUCUGAAACAAGCAGGUGGUGUCACGGAGUCAUGUGCGACCCUGUGAGGUUGCAGAACCAGACCUCCAAGGUCAGCAAUAUGCUAUGUGGUUUUGAUUUUUUCCUCCUGUGUUUGACAUAAAAGCUUGUAAAUAAAUGAAAGUUUACAUUUCUAAAUACUGUCAUUCAGCUGUACCAGAGUACGCUGAAGUUAGUCUUCAACAAGCAGUUUCAUAAACUCCUUCCAGAACUGUGCAUCUUGAGACAGGCUUGUAAAGCUUUCUUUUCCCACUUGGAAAGAGGAGCAAAGCAAACUCGGCUCUGACACGUAGUGUGGAGUGGACAGGUUUAGAAACGAGAUUUCUUUAAGCUCGUGUUUUCCUUGAGAAUACCUCACUUGGGUAAUAAAAAUCAGGACAUGUGUAGAGGGAGAGUGACCUGCUGCUUCAGUUAGUCUGCUGCUUUCUUUUUCUGUGUUUUGUUGUUUAGGAAUACUUGUUCAGGGAGAAGAUGCCAGAAUUGAACCUCCUGCUGGCCCCAUCAUAUAGAGAACUGAGGCACCUUGAAGAGAGCAUAAGCACCUGUUUAGUGUGUAGAAUUUUUUUUAUUGCACUAGAGAAGGGCAUGGCGAGAGAGAGAGAGUACACAACCAAGAAGAAUGCAUGCUGUAUACCAUCAGGUAGGCAGGUAGCUGUUCUUGCACCAAGGACUCCUAGUGCAGACAGGGCAAAGAGGGGCUCUUGCUUGCUUACAGUGAACUCUUCUGGAUCUUCAAACUGCAGACAGAAACUUCAGCUAGCCCUGGGAAGGGCUUUUCUGGCUCUGUCUUGUCAUAAAAAUAAGGCCAGGGCUGAUUGGAAUGGUCUUUUUUCAUUGUUUUUAUUUUUGGUCUUCUAUCAUCGGGGAGGGGUGGGUGGCAGUGUUGUGAUCAGCAUAUUUUUCUUUAUUACAGACAACAGCUAUCUAGUCUAUCUUUAUUUAUUUAUAUAUAUAUAUACACACACACACACACACACAUACACGCACGCACACACACACACACACACAUAUACACGCACACACGCAGCAGAAUUUCUUUUUACAUCGUCACAAUGGACUUUAUCACCCAAAAAUGUCUAUGGAUUUAAACUUUUUGCCAACUUUUGCACUUUCUUGGAAUUUUUCAUGAAUUUUCUUUUUUUCUUUUUUUUUUCUUUUUUGCCCCAUUAGAAAUUUUUUCGUGCAGAAAAAGUCUUAGUUGUUGUCUUAGUUGCUGAAGAGUGCAGUGGUGUCUUUUGGGUGGGAGUGUGUUCAAAGCUUAAGCUGCAUGGGGAAGGCCCAGCAGCAAGGGUCUUCAGGACUAAUAACUGCAAGAUCCAGUUGCAGCCAUGCUGUGCUGCUACGUGGCAAUCCCUUGACUCCAAGGAGCAAGCCCCCCUGGGGAUGGACUGAAUUGUUAUGCAUGUGUCAAUCAAUGGGAAGAGGUGCAUUCUGUAGCUGUAGUUCUCGGGGUGUUUGGGGUUUUAUUAUUAUUACUGUUUGCUUCCCCCCUUUUGUUUGAAGCCUGUUGGCUACUGUUUAUAUGUUGUGGAAGCUGUUCAAAUGUAGCAAAUCUGGGGCAGUGGUGCGGAGAAUGGGGAGGGAGCAUUUGGCUUCUAAAGGGCAGCAAGCUCCUUGCUCGUUUUCCAAAUCCAUUCUGCUUUCUUGGUGAGCAGUUGUGUUGGGACAAGGCUCUAGAAAGCUCUUGGUCUGCCGCAGAGUGAGUGAGUGUGUGUGUGUGUGUGUGUGUGUGUGUCAUUUUUGCUUUUAUGCUGUGACUUUGCCUGGCACCAGAAGGUGACAUCCAAAGAGGCGCCGUAACUGGAUGCAAAAGAUGUCUCUUGCAGUACGUGUGUUCCGGAGAUGUGUGUCUGCCUUGCCCCCGCCCCACACCCUUAUAUCAAAAGCCUUUGCCUGCUCAAUGGGGAGGCAGGCAAAGCCCAUUCUUGUUCUGACUGAUUAAGAAAUCUCCAACCCUGACCCUCCCCUCUCCCCCAAAUUACCUUUGUGGAUAUGGAUGUGCUGUAGGGUUUUUUCUUCUUGCUCAAUAGCAAGGCAGUUGCUCUGCUUUCAUUUUAGGAAGGCAGAGUUUGGAGGGCAUUGUAUCAAUACUGUUUCAACUGCAAGGUUUUUUCCCUUGUGCAAUUUGAGGAAAGAUCAUAUGUGAAUAUCACUUAAGAGUUUCUUUAUACCUUGCUAUUGACACUUUUGUGAUAUUUCUAUGUCUAGAGCCUGAAACUUGUAUGUAAAACUUGUUUGCAGUUGUUCAUUUUUGACUUCUAAUGUAUUUUUCUUUUUUGUUUCUAUAUUGUUAGACUUGUAAUGUUUUAAAUUGUAUUUUAUUAAAAUUGGACUGGAUGUAUGUCUAUAGCAAUACGAGGUACUUUUUUCUUUAAAGAAACAAACCCCGUUUGGGGGAGGGGGGUUAGCAGCCCCCCAUUGCGAUAAUAUGCUGGCUGUGUAUAACUGCAAUGUAUUUUUUUUUUCUAGCCUGCAGGGAUUUUGUGUUAAUGUGUCCAAAAAAAUAAAGGCAUUUGUGUGCCAAAUGUUUUUCUUUAUUGGUGUAUAAUAAAAAAAAAAUAGCCUGCA